Molecule: messenger RNA, 661 nt
Organism: Folsomia candida
Lineage: Eukaryota; Metazoa; Arthropoda; Collembola; Entomobryomorpha; Isotomidae
Product: B9 domain-containing protein 2-like
Exons: 5
Coding region: 97-630 (177 amino acids)
Biological process (GO): cilium assembly
Cellular component (GO): MKS complex
Source: RefSeq, a predicted model, not a curated record
UGCCAGUAUGCAGAAUAGAGUUGUUGUUUUACUUGAAUUUGUCCAGUAAUUCACCCGAAUCCUUAUGGCUGAGAGAAUUUAUUGUGUUGGACCUCGAUGGCUGAGUUACAUGUAAUUGGGCAAGUGGUCAGUGGGACUUCUUCCGAAACUCCAAGCACAGGAUUAUUCGCUAAAUGGUCAAUUCAUUCUGGUAGUUCAUGGAAGAAACUUUCUGGACAUAAAGAAGGACAAACACAGGUCGACACUCCUCGUUACGCCGGAAUCUCAUACUGGGCACACCCCAUUGACAUUCACUUUGUGACAAAGGGUCUUCAAGGCUGGCCUAAGAUAAUUCUAGAAGUCUAUCGACAGGAUAAAUUUGGUAGAAGUGACCUCGCAGGUUACGGCAUCUGUCACAUUCCCUCAUCUCCUGGCACACACAUUGUAGAAAUUCCUCUUUGGAGACCUUUCGGAAGUACCAAAGAAGAAAUUGUGCGCAACUUUAUAGGUGGAUCUCUUGAAGUUUGUGAACCUGAUUUUAUUGCCAAUCCUAUUGAACGUUGUCGACUUAAAACGAUUCCUUCUGGAACUGCCAAAGUGGAGUUUGGCAUAAUUCUAAAGAAUUUUGAUAAUUUUGGAGUUGAGACAUAAAGAAGAGCCAUGCAGUCUUUAUACCAUCCAG